AGAACCAGCAGAACCAGCAGCAGCAGCAGCAGCAGCACUACUGCACCAGCUCCACACCAGUAACCCACUCACACAGAAAAAGAAAAUAGAAAUGGCAGACUUUGAACUGCAGAUGUUGGAAUGCUUGUCUGAGAGCGACAGCGCCUUCGAGUCCGAUUUUGAUGAACUGGACUGUUCUGACCCGCUGGCCAUGAGCGGCCGGUGUGAUCUCCACCGAGGGCUCCGGAUCGAGAUUUCCCAGCAUCCUCACAGCUUGAGGAAGGUGGCGAACAUCGUGAUUGGCCUACAGAGGCUGCAGAAGUUCCGACACGCUGAGAAAGUGUCUCGAUCCACGGAGUUCACCGAGCACGAGCUGCUCAACAUCAUCCUGGAGAGCGUGGUGGAAGAGACGGUGGUGAUGCGGCUGAGCUGUGAUUCGCCGGUGACGUACAGUAAGCAGGAUAAGGAGCUGCAGUGCACCGUGUGUGAUAACCUGCAGAAGAGGCUGGUGCACAGCGAGGGAGACCCCUACCUGCUGGCCGUCACCCUGAAGGGAGGAAACCAGAGUCAGAGCGUUCGCAUGAACCUGUCGACCUAUGCCUCCCCGUCCUGCAACUCCACAAAGGGUCAGCCGGUGUGUUUGGGAAUCGCUAAGAGUAACCUGUACCUGUCCUGUACCGAGUCUGAUUCUGGAUCCCCUCACCUGAGCCUGGAGGAGGUGAAGAAUAAAGAGGAGCUGAAGAUGAUCCGGGGGGAAGACGGGCUGAAGCGCUUCCUCUUCCUCCGCAGCGUUAAGGGCGGCUCGGUCAACACCUUCGAGUCGGCCCGGUUCCCCGGCUGGUUCAUCAGCACGGCUACGGAGGACUACCAGCCCGUGGAGAUGUGCGCCGAGGCCGACACCAGCCGCCAGCGGGUCUUCACGCUGCUGCCCUGAGCGCUCGAGUGAGCGGCGGUACCGGUUCCAGAGAGUAUGGUAGUAUGUACCGAGUACAGUUCUUACUCUGGAGACCGGCGCCGCGGAGCUCCCGGAUCAGUUAGAGAUUCUCACCCGAGAAGUAACGUUACUUCAGUUAUAAGUGUAGGCCGAAAUUCUGGUGUUUUAAUAUAUUUUAUAAAUGAAUUUUAGUGUAAUAGUGUAUAGUUAGAUGAGUGAAAGAUAAGCUGAUUAUCGAAAGGCAUAAAAUUAAAGGUUAAGUAUUACUUUAUUAUUUCAUUCAUUUACAUUUUUUAUUAAAGUAAAAAGAAAAGACUUUUUUCCACUGGAUGCAGCACAACCCCAAAUCAUGAUCCAUCCACCCCCAUGCUUAACAGUUGGUAUUAAUAAUAAUCACAGAGUUAUAUUGCUUAAAGUAUCAGCCUAUUUUCUACUCUCUUAGCUAUUCACUAAAACAAAUUCUGACCAGCGAAAUAUAUUUUAUAUUAUAUAUUUAUGUAUGCUGUAUUAAUGAAAUGUUAUUUAAGUUUUUUUUAUAUAUAUUUAUUUAUGUGUGUUUCUGCAAAACUUGUAUUGAACACCAGUGUAUUUAUUAUGAAUUUAUUUAAUGUAUUUAUUUUGUGCAGAUGUAAACGUCAAAAUAAAAAUGAAGCAAAUACA
Astyanax mexicanus (Mexican tetra) is the source of this 1573-nucleotide messenger RNA. RefSeq names its product interleukin-1 beta. Gene Ontology annotation, molecular function: cytokine activity. The transcript has 7 exons. The coding region runs from base 92 to 913 and encodes 273 amino acids. The record is from RefSeq and is a predicted model, not a curated record. Lineage: Eukaryota; Metazoa; Chordata; Actinopteri; Characiformes; Acestrorhamphidae. Gene Ontology annotation, biological process: inflammatory response; regulation of non-canonical NF-kappaB signal transduction; neutrophil activation.